AUGUCUCUACCACCGGACCUUCGGGUCCUAUGCCACCAGCUCACUUCACCCAAAAUCUCCUCUGCUCACCUAGCUCAGUCCGCGCAAGUCCUCACCGGCCAUGUUCUCCAAUGCGCCGAUGCGCUAUCAGCUCCCCAGGACAGCAAACUGAGAGACAAUGCAUCUGAGGCUGCUGUUCUGGUUCACAAGCUCAAAACCGCUCUCAAGACUCUUCUAAACGACCGUGACCACCGGCGCAGAUUUACAGGUGUGGUCCUCGUAAAAGCUGUGGUAGAUGUUGGUGGCUGGGAGUGUCUUCGCAGUUCUGAGCCUUGGAAAAAGGACCCAAUUGCGUCCAAAGAGCUGGCUGUGGUGGCACUGGCGAGGAUAUUCACGCAGCUGCAUAGCUACCAGACCCUUGUGAGAGAGAUUGCUACUCCCACGAUUCCUGGAUUCAUUACAGCCUGCCUCCAGCUUCUGAAGCCCUCUUCGCCGGACCAACCGCUUCGUACACCGCUCACAGUAAUUGAAACUAUCCUCACUACUCUGUCUGCGAUAAUACCCCUUUACCCAACUACUUCUCGCCCCUUUGUCUCUCAGAUCCGUACUGCUAUCCGACCGUACCUGGUACCAACUCUAUCGGAUGCGCGCGUCAUCCCAGAGACUCUACAGUCGAGUAGCCGACGGCUCUCUAUAGCCCUGCACUUUACUGCACCAAAGGCCGGCGGCUCUGAUGAAUGGACUGCCCUUCUGUCUGGAACCGUUAAGCAUUUCCAUUCCACAGCUGACCAGGUAUUCCGCGCUGUAAAAGAAACAUGGGAGCCGCCUCUUGGUUAUACAGCGUCCAAAGUCGUCUUUGGGGAAGAGCCCCAGGGCGGAGGCGACUCGGCCGAUAUCCUUCCGAUCUGGUCCGGCGUUACGUCUGGUAGCCAGCGACUUGUUGGCCUGUUGAGAUUCAUGGCAGAAUUCAUUCUCCAACCGACAAAGAGCCAAGUGUCGAUUCCUGUCGGUAUCCUCGUUGACGCUGUCUGUCGUGUGGCCCAGAUCGCGAGACACGUACCUAAAUCACAGACAUGGGAGCAAGCCCUAGAAACUAACCCCGCCGUAUCGAGAGAGGAGAGGGACGAGCUAUGGAGCGCGAUACCACUUAUCCAUGUGGCUGCACUAGAGCUGCUUCUGACUCUCUGCCUACGGCUUCGCGGCAAUUUCGUUCCCGUUGUGCCGGAGGCGCUUGAUUACCUCGUGAGGGUGUUCAAGUCCGGAAUUAGCAACGCUUCGAUACGAUGUAGCAGCUACAGGCUCCUUGCAGAGAUGCUGCCGCUAUGCGGCCCAACAAUGACUAAAGAGACGGUGUCGACACUCGAUCUCAUCAUCAGAGCCUGCUGCCGCGACCUCCAGCAAGAAGCCGGCUACCUCAAACCGGCGGCCCAGCCUACCGCCGAGGCGAAAAAGAACGGGGUCGUCAUGAACGCUGACCUUUUCCUCUCUCAAAAGACCGAUGAGGCGUCUACUUCAUCCCCUCGUCUGGAUCCUCCGCAUCUUUCAGCAGCCGAGAACCUCCUUACUGGUCUACUAUCGCAUCUUCCCCAGCACCAUAUCCGACCAGCCCUUCGCGCUCUUCUCGACCAGACGGCCAUUCUCUCCCACAACAAGGAUGCCAUGAUGGCGAGCGUGCUCAAUCCCUUCCGAAACAAGCAGAGCAAAAUGUACCCUAGCAUCCUCCCCUUCUACUCUCAGCUAUUCCCCGAUGAUCAAGGCCUCGAGGUCCUCCGCAGCAACAUGCGCACAAGCCAACCUUCAGAUAGCUCCUCUUUCUCCGUAUUCAAAGAAGCCCCUUCCGAGGAAGUUUCAGAAGAUCAAGAUGAAGAUGUUGAGAUGGCGGUUGAAGAUACCGUAGCCACGGCAUCCUCUUUCAAAAUGGCCGAUGAGCUCGAGGUAUCACCCCCAUUAGUCGAGGAUACUGCCUUCAAAGCGGUACCCGUCGUCGAUCCCGGUCCUAAGGAGAAUCCGUUUGCACCCAGGAAGCCCGAGGACAUCCCCGCGGCAACGAAGAGAAAGAGCGACGAUGAAGCUGAAGAAAUUAAACCUGUGAAGAAGAUACACCGUGACAUAUCGAUGGAUGAGAAGAUGGAUAAUGCGCCGGCAACUCUUGCCCCUGCGGCGGCAGAGGAUGAUGAUUCGGAUGAUGAGAGUGUACAACUUGUGGCGAGCUUCGAUUCAGAUCCCGAGAUGGACGAGGCAGAGUAA
Scedosporium apiospermum is the source of this 2226-nucleotide messenger RNA. RefSeq lists its product as uncharacterized. The transcript is spliced from 2 exons. The record is from RefSeq and is a predicted model, not a curated record. Bases 1 to 2226 code for a protein of 741 amino acids. Lineage: Eukaryota; Fungi; Ascomycota; Sordariomycetes; Microascales; Microascaceae. Gene Ontology annotation, cellular component: nucleus. Gene Ontology annotation, biological process: rRNA processing.